AUGGCUGAAAGCGAAGUGUCCGCAUGUAAUCGCCCGAGCUGCGCCAGCACCCCAGCGCGCCUCGGGAAAACUUCCAGAGCGCCGCGUCCCUGCGCGCGGGGCGCGGCACCGGCUUGCGCGCGGGAGGGCGGCUGGGACGAUGGCAGCGAGCCGGCGGGCGCAGCCCGGCGGGGGCGGGCCGAUCCCGGGCCGCGCGUGCGGGGCCGGCGGCUCGCCCUGCUCCACGACGGCUGGCCGAGACCCGGGCGGCCCGGCGGCUACGUAACCUGCGGACAGGGCGGGUGGAGCAGCCCGAGCCGCCGCCCCGGCCGGGGCCGCGGGCUGCCCCCCCCGCCCCGCCGGCACACGCUGCAGGCGCCGGCACGCGGGGGGAGCGCCCGGCCCGGCGCGGGGCCGAGCGGAUCCCCGCGGGCUGUCCCGCGGGCUACUGCCAUUCGCCCCGCGUGCGGCAGCCUGCGGGGAGUUCCAGGAGCGGGCGGGAUUGGCAGAGGGUGGAAUUCGGCCGCUCCGGAGGUUUGCGCGCGAAUGCUGCGGGUCAAGGUGCGGGAUGGCUGCGGUCAGGAGCGCGGCGCCGGGCUCGGCGAUGGAGCGGGCUGCGGAAAUCCCAGCGGCGAAACCCAAUCGGGAACCCCUCCGGACCCCCGGGAAACCCACGGAACCCCCCGGGAAUCCUCUGGGAACUCAUCGGUUAACGGUCCCACGGGAAUCUCCCGGGAACGCCCACUGGGAACCCCACAGGGGAAAUUCCCAUCGGGAAACCCCACGGGAGCCCCACCGGAACCCCACCGGGAACCCACCGGAGACUCCAUCGGGAACCCCAUCGGGACCCACGGGAAACCCCACCGGGACCCAUCGAAACCCCAACGGGAACCCGCACGGGAACCCCACCGGGAACCCCAUCGGGAACCCCAGCGGACCCCACCCGGAGCCCCACCGGGACCCCACCGGGAACCCCACGGGAAACCCCAGCGGGGAGACCACUUUUUUUCACCAGCCGCUCCAGCUGCCCGGGGAAAAGGGCCCCCAGGGGAGCGGACCGGUCAGCGGCACCCUGGAGGCACUCAGGGAAACGCAUAA
This is a messenger RNA of Manacus vitellinus (golden-collared manakin), 1077 nucleotides long. RefSeq names its product basic salivary proline-rich protein 1-like. The transcript has a single exon. The coding region runs from base 1 to 1077 and encodes 358 amino acids. Lineage: Eukaryota; Metazoa; Chordata; Aves; Passeriformes; Pipridae. The record is from RefSeq and is a predicted model, not a curated record.